AUGUCUAUAGACGAACAAUCAUCGAUUUCGAUUUCAUCUAAUGAUUUAACAACUUGUAUCAAAGUUCUUUCCACAUUUACUAAUAAAGAUAAAUAUUUUUCAAUUGAAUCAGAUGAAUUUGCAAGUAUUCGACCAAUAAUACAUCGUUUACAUCAUAUUGGAAAACGUUUAAAUAAAAAAACAAAAAAAUAUAAUUCAGAUUCAAUAAAAUUAAUUGAUCAAAAAGUCGUUCGAUUACGUCGAGCUAGAAAAUUUAAACAAUUUCGAUUAGAACAUACUAUUGUACCUGAUGGUAUUGUAUCAAUGGAAACAAUAAAUAACGAUAAUGAAAAUAAUACAACACAACAAUUAAAUGAAUCAAAAUCUUGUUAUUUAUGUAAACUUGAAUAUCAUAUAUUACAUUUUUUUUAUGAUCGACUUUGUCCAUCAUGUGCCAAAUUUAAUUAUGAAAAACGUAUACAAACAACUGAUCUUACAAAUUGUAUUGCUUUAGUAACGAAUGGUCGAAUUAAAAUUGGUUAUCGAAUUGUUUUAAAAUUAUUACGUGCUAAUUGUUUUGUUAUAACAACAAGUCGAUUUCCAAUCGAUUUUUUAAAUCGUUUAAAUAAAGAACAAGAUUUUGAACAAUGGAAAGAUCAUAUACAUAUUUAUGGAAUUGAUUUACGAUAUUCACAACUUGUAGAAUCAUUUACAGAAAUGUUAAUUGAAAAAUAUGAUCGAUUAGAUUUUUUAAUUAAUAAUGUUUGUCAAACAAUUCAAAAAUCAAAUGAAUUUUAUCAACAUUUAUUUAAUCAUGAAAGAUUAACUAAUUAUUCUCUUUUACCGAAUGAUCAACAAAAGAUUUUAAAUGGAAAUCUACAAUUCUAUGAACGAUUAGUACCAUUUUCUAAUCGAAUUCAACAAACAUCAUCAUAUUCACCAUCUUUACUUUAUACAAAUAACUCAAACAAUAUUCCUAAACAAACAUCUUUAAUAAUUAAUAAUACUUCAUUUGAUAUAAACGAUCAACUCAUUGAUUUUUGUUCAACAAAUUCUUAUUUAUCACGUCUUAGUGAUUUAUCAACAAUUGAAAUGAAUGAAAUUUUUACUAUAAAUACUUUAGUACCAUUUAUUCUCAAUAGUAAACUUAAAAUACUUAUGGCUGAUAAACAUCCAAAUCCAGAUAGUAUUAAAUUUAUUAUAAAUGUAUCAUCUAUCGAAAGUUCAUUUUCUCAUUGUAAUAAAACUGAUCAACAUCCACAUACAAAUGCAGCUUCUGCUGCAUUAAAUAUGAUGACACGUACAUCAGCUAUAGAUUAUCAAGUAUCAAAUAUUUUUAUGAUUUCUGUAGAUACAGGUUUGAUUAAUAAUAAAAAUACUUUAGAAAACACAAUGAAAUCAAUGAUUGAUCAAGAUUUUCAAAUACCAUUUGAUGAAGAAGAUGCUGCAGCACGUGUUCUUGAUCCAAUUAUUGAUACUUACAAACAAUUAUCAGAAGGAAAAACAGAUAUUAAUAUUCCUUAUGGAUGUUUUCUAAAAGAUUAUCAUAUAUGUAAUUGGUAA
This is a messenger RNA of Rotaria sp. Silwood1, 1542 nucleotides long. Lineage: Eukaryota; Metazoa; Rotifera; Eurotatoria; Philodinida; Philodinidae. The record is from the annotation of a GenBank genome assembly.